Messenger RNA from Dufourea novaeangliae, 1583 nucleotides. RefSeq names its product cystathionine beta-synthase (gene Cbs). Gene Ontology annotation, cellular component: cytoplasm. NCBI's taxonomy places the organism in Eukaryota, Metazoa, Arthropoda, Insecta, Hymenoptera, Halictidae. The record is from RefSeq and is a predicted model, not a curated record. Gene Ontology annotation, molecular function: cystathionine beta-synthase activity; cysteine synthase activity. The coding region runs from base 66 to 1583 and encodes 505 amino acids. The transcript has 7 exons.
UCGUCACGUGCUUUGUUUGCAUUUUAUGAGCGGUAUUUCUUGUGUGGCUUACUUAUUGUGGUAUAAUGGAUUCGAUGGAAUUGAUACGACCUGACCGGCCUAGCCGUUGCACGUGGAAACCAAAUGCAACAAAUACUCCACAUACAAUUAAAACAGAAAUGCCUGAUCGUAAUAAAAUAUUACCUGAUGUAUUAACAGCUAUUGGACAAACACCAUUAAUAAAGUUGAACAACAUUCCUAAAUCUUAUGGAAUUAAAUGUGAAAUGUAUGUAAAAUGUGAAUUCUUCAAUCCUGGUGGAUCUGUGAAGGAUAGAAUUGCAUAUAGAAUGGUUCAAGAUGCAGAAGAGAAGGGUUUGUUGAAACCAGGUUAUACCAUUAUUGAACCUACAAGUGGUAAUACAGGAAUUGGAUUAGCAAUGACUGCUGCAGUUAAAGGUUACAAAUGUAUUAUUGUUAUGCCAGAAAAAAUGUCUAAUGAAAAGGUUUACACGCUUCGUGCUCUUGGUGCUAAAAUUGUGAGAACACCAACAGAAGCAAGUUUCGACAGUCCAGAAGCACAUAUUAAUGUUGCUCAUAAAUUACAAAAGGAAAUACCAAAUAGCGUUGUUCUUGAUCAAUAUACUAAUCCUGGAAAUCCAUUGGCUCAUUAUGACCAAACUGCAGUCGAAAUUUGGAAACAGUGUGAUGAAAAAAUAGAUUAUUUAGUAGCCGGUGCAGGCACUGGUGGAACUAUCAGUGGUGUUGGGCGAAAAUUGAAAGAAUUAUCUCCAGGUACAAAAAUUAUUGCUGUAGAUCCUAAAGGCAGUAUCUUAGCUCAGUCACCUGAAUUACAAGAUGAUGUUAAUUUCUAUGAAGUAGAAGGAAUUGGCUACGAUUUUAUACCCACAGUGUUAGACCAUAAUGUAAUUGAUAAAUGGAUAAAAACUGAAGAUUGUGAAUCAUUGAAUGCAGCUAGAAUGCUUAUACGUAAGGAAGGUUUAUUAUGUGGUGGUAGUAGCGGUGCUGCACUUACAGCUGCUCUUAAGAUAGCCAAAGAUUUUUCUGAAGGAACGCGCGUUGUUGUUGUUUUACCUGACGGAAUACGAAACUAUAUGACUAAAUUUGUAUCUGACCAUUGGAUGGACGCUAGGGGAUUUUUGGAGUCUACAUGUCAAAAUGAAGUAAAAAAAUGGUGGUGGGAUAUACCAAUUUCGCGUUUAUUUUUUGAUAAAACGCCUUUGUUCAAAGAGAAUAUAACAUGUCAAGACGCUAUUCGUAUUUUUGAAGAUACAAAAGUUCAACAGUUAGUUAUCAGUAAUGACAAUAUACACGUAAAUGGUAUUCUUAAUAGUAAUACACUUAUGUCAGAUUUAGUGUUUGGCAGAAUAAAGCUCAUAGACUCUGUGGAAAGGUCUAUGGUGAAACAUUAUGCGAAAGUUAAAGUUUCAGUAACUCUUGGACAAUUAUCGCGUCUUCUUGAAAAAGAAUUAUACGCUGUUAUUUUAGAUGAAGAACAUAAUAAUACUUUUAUUGCUAUUGUAAAUUUUUCCCACAUAUUGAAUUUCAUUACAAAAAGUAAGGGUACAGUGAAUUCCAGUAACUGA